GACAGUCUUCGGGAAAAUGUUUACUAAGUCUAUCAUUCUUCUCAUUGUAUACUAUAUGAUAAUAACAACAUCUGCCCAUGGGCCGCCACGGGAGCGAGACAAUGAAGAUAUUGCGAUGGGGCGGAAGGUAAAAAAAAUGGGUGCAAAGUGGUGCAGCAUGGCGAAGGUAUGCAACCACGAUCGCGUGCCAAUCUGCGGGGUCAGCCACGCCGGGGACAUCAUGGGCUUCCGGGAUCUGUGUGACAUGUUCGAUUAUAAUUGUAUCCGACGACGAAAUUACAAACAAACUGGAUGUCCCGAAGAUAAAUCACUUCUGACAGCAUCUCGCCGACCCACCAACAGUUACUAUGACGAAUAAUAUUUAAUUAAGUCAAAAUUAUCUGUAAUUAA
Molecule: messenger RNA, 390 nt
Organism: Zerene cesonia (dogface butterfly)
Lineage: Eukaryota; Metazoa; Arthropoda; Insecta; Lepidoptera; Pieridae
Exons: 4
Coding region: 17-358 (113 amino acids)
Source: RefSeq, a predicted model, not a curated record